UAUGUGCACCAUGUGUGUCACAAACUCAUCUCGCAGUCACACCGCGGAUCAGAUAAGCCUUCUUCCUCCUUGCAUCCACGCCACAGUCCAUACGCACACGCACGCACGCCAACGAUUAGUUCGAUGGCUCACGGAUUGAGAAUGGCGCCAUCAGCUACAGGUCCAGUGACUGAUCGUCGUCUCGGAUUGAGCUUACCACCACGACGACUCCUCGUCGCCGUCGCCCUGGUGUCGUCGGUUCUUGCUCUUCUCCCCGGUGGUGUUCAUGGAGCUCAUGCUCUAGAUGAUGGCAAAGAAGCCAGAGUUGCAGAGGUGAGCAGCAGCCGGACGACGAUGGCGGCUCGGUGGUCUGUCGCCGUCAGGGAAGGUGGAGGUGGUCACGGCGGCGGUGGCCAUGCCGGCGGCGGACACAGCGGCGGCACUGGACAUGGCAGCGGCCACGGCAGGACGGAGCCAGCCGGCCACAACACCCACCGGCGCAGCGCCGCGCCUGGCCGAGACCUCUGCGGGCCUUCCUCUCCCAUGGCGGCGGCCCUCCUCGCCGCCGCUGCUCUGCUUCGCUUCUGAACUCUAAUCAUCCCACACGCACUGCACAGAUAGAUUGAUAGAUCGAUUGAUUUCGUAUGUUGAUUGAUCUUGCCGCCUCUGUGUACAUACAAUGAAUCCAAAUCGGGAGAUUUUUACGCAUCUGUACUCUGCAAAUGUCUGUACAUUCCAAGAGACGGAAGAUCUUUUUAAUUUUUUUUUUUUUGGAACGCGUUCUUGGAAU
Oryza brachyantha (malo sina) is the source of this 769-nucleotide messenger RNA. Its product is annotated as POU domain, class 3, transcription factor 2-like. NCBI's taxonomy places the organism in Eukaryota, Viridiplantae, Streptophyta, Magnoliopsida, Poales, Poaceae. The record is from RefSeq and is a predicted model, not a curated record. Bases 124 to 567 code for a protein of 147 amino acids. The transcript has 2 exons.